GAAAAUCCGUCCAACGUCUGAACUGCAAGAAAGAAUGGUACAGCGAACAGGGGGAAUCGAUCAGGACGGAUCGGGAAUUGAACGAACGAAAGGCGAUAUACUCGUCGAAAGCGAAGCUCAGGGGGUCGAGGACAAUGGGCAAACGCACGGUUUCAAACCGGCAGAGGAAGACAAAGAGUCAACAACGAACGAAAGCGCAAUCGACGAGGAGGGAAAGAAUGACGGCGCGACAAGAGGAAAAGGCCGAGAGAAGAGACGAAGAAGUCUGGAAGGAUGUCAGCAGGACGACGGUGGUAAUAAUAUUCGGUGGUGGAGGACGGGGGAUGAAACGACGGAGGGCAGCUCAGGCCAGGUCAGGGGGAGCGAUCUUACCGAGUGCCAGCACGGGUAAAGAGGAGAGAAAAGAGAGGAUAAAAAAGGUGAAAAAGGAUAGAAAGAGGGAAAGAUGACAAGGAAGAGAGACUGGAUAGAGGAAGAAAAGAGAAAAAGAAAAGAGAGAGAGUAGUGAAGGGGAGGAGGUGAAGUGAAGUUGAGGGGAAGGGAGACAGACACACCAUAACUAGGACCACCACUACGGCUAUUCAGUACUAGCACUAUGAUACAAUUCCUCUCGACUGGUAUCCCUUUGUUUAAUUUCUUAAUUCUAUAGCCAGAGUAUCCGUA
This is a messenger RNA of Aspergillus glaucus CBS 516.65, 663 nucleotides long. RefSeq lists its product as uncharacterized. Bases 35 to 391 code for a protein of 118 amino acids. The transcript has a single exon. The record is from RefSeq and is a predicted model, not a curated record. Lineage: Eukaryota; Fungi; Ascomycota; Eurotiomycetes; Eurotiales; Aspergillaceae.